AUGAGUUCCAUAGGACAAACCAUGUUAAUGGCACUAACAGUUACAGUAAACAAGUAUGCAUCAUCCAACAUACAGGCAGUUCAUAAAAAACAACCAAACCAAAUCUUAACCAGCACCAACGUAGGAUUUGGAAGGAGAGGACUCGUCUUAUCAGCUGUUGUUGCCGCAGCUCAAAUCCCCGAGUCAAGAACUCAGCUUCUUCAAAAAUAUUUGAAGAAAUCAGAGGAAAACAAGGAGAAAAAUGACAAAGAGAGAGUGGAUAGUUAUUACAAACGUAACUACAAGGAUUAUUUUGAAUUCAUAGAAGGGAGUUUGAAAGGAAAAGAUGGGAAAAUUUCAGAAGCAGAAAAGGGUAUUCUUGAUUGGCUUGAAGCUAACAAGUGA
Messenger RNA from Lathyrus sativus (Indian pea), 384 nucleotides. The record is from the annotation of a GenBank genome assembly. NCBI's taxonomy places the organism in Eukaryota, Viridiplantae, Streptophyta, Magnoliopsida, Fabales, Fabaceae.